This is a messenger RNA of Abrus precatorius (Indian licorice), 1464 nucleotides long. RefSeq names its product protein EARLY-RESPONSIVE TO DEHYDRATION 7, chloroplastic. NCBI's taxonomy places the organism in Eukaryota, Viridiplantae, Streptophyta, Magnoliopsida, Fabales, Fabaceae. The transcript is spliced from 5 exons. Gene Ontology annotation, cellular component: plasma membrane. The record is from RefSeq and is a predicted model, not a curated record. Bases 1 to 1464 code for a protein of 487 amino acids.
AUGUUUCUCUAUCAGUUGUUGUCUUCUAUUUCUUGUUGGAAAGGCCUCAAGAACGGUAACGACCUUGAAAGUUGGAAGUUGCAUUCAUCAAUGGCGUCAGAAAAACCUAACCAGAGAAAAUCCCUGUACCCAGAGGCAAUCGAUUCGAAUCCCGAAGCACCGUCCCCAUUCCUUUCGAACCCCCAACGUUCCACCUCCUCUCUCUACCCCACCGUCGAUGUCAGCGACCUCGUCGAAGACCUGUUUCCUGACAAUGCCACCGAGGAAGUCCUCAUCAAGGUCCCCGGAGCCAUCCUCCACCUCAUCGACAAAGACUACAGUGUUGAGCUCGCCUGCGGCGAACUCACUGUCAUGUGCCUUCGCCAGAACCAGAAUGUUGUCGCCGUCUACGCUUGCGUAGGAGACGAGAUCCAAUGGCCGCUGGCGAAGGAUGAGGCCGCUGUCAAGGUCGACGACUCACAUUACUUCUUUUCCCUCCGUGUCCCCAGGCAAGAGGAAGAGUCCUCCUCCUCAAGCGAUGAGGAAGGAAAAGAAGCAAAGUCUCAUAGUCGCCGUAAGGACCGGAAUUCCGGAACUGGCGUGUUAAGCUAUGGAUUGACGAUUGCGUCGAAGGGGCAAGAAGAUUUGCUGAAGCAGCUGGAUAAGGUGUUGGAGGAAUGUAGUGGCUUUUCUGUGCAGAAGGUGUCGGAGAAGGCAAAGAAGAAGGGGGAGGCUUUGGAUGGUUCGGUAGCGUUGGAGACAUCGCCAGCGGAUUUGAAGACAGGGAAUGAGAAGAAGGAGUUGAUGGAGGAGAUGUGUGCGGCAUAUUGGACCACAUUGGCUCCUAAUGUGGAGGAUUAUAGUGGAACUGCUGCAAGGCUUAUUGCUGCCGGUUCUGGACAGUUGAUUAAGGGGAUUUUGUGGUGUGGCGAUGUGACGGUGGAGCGGUUGCGGUGGGGAAAUGAGGUCAUGAAAACGAGGAUGACAUCCACUUCACAGGAACAGAUUAGUCCUCAAGCCUUAGCGCGGAUCAAGAGGGUUAAGAAAGUGACUAAAAUGACAGAGAAUGUAGCAAAUGGGGUCCUCACUGGUGUUGUGAAGGUCUCAGGAUUUUUCACUAGUUCAGUGGCAAAUUCAAAAGCGGGAAAGAAAUUCUUCAGCCUUCUACCAGGCGAAGUUGUGCUUGCAUCAUUGGAUGGAUUCAGCAAAGUGUGUGAUGCUGUUGAAGUAGCAGGAAAAAGUGUCAUGUCAACAUCAUCCACUGUGACAACCGACCUUGUCUGUCACAGAUAUGGAGAAGAAGCUGCCAAGGCAACAAGUGAAGGACUGGAUGCUGCUGGUCAUGCUGUGGGUACUGCAUGGGCUGCUUUUAAAGUUCGGCAGGCUCUUAAUCCUAAGAGUGUUAUAAAACCUACUGUCCUAGCCAAAUCUGCAGCUAAAGCUGCUGCUACAGCUGCUGAACUUAAGGCUAAAAGGUCCAAGUGA